AUGGCAUCUACUAUGCUCUCCAGUUCACUGAUUUCCCUCCUCUAUUUGGUGCUUCUGACGUUUGUGGGCAGUGCAGUGCUCCUUGCUGAGAUGCACCAGCACAGCUCACAGAGCCGCAAUGUCCUUGCUUUCCUGGAGGCGCUCAUGAUCUCUUCCUGCAUCUGGAUGCUCUGGUUUGGCUGCCACUCUUCCCGCAACAAGCAGCUGAAAAGGCACCAGGAUCACCAGGCAGGAGCAAGCUGGCUAAAAGGUAGAGAUGUUAACACAGAUAGGAUCCAUUGCAAAAUGCCCGUGCCCAAGCAAAUUGUGCAAUCCUUCAAACAACGAAGACCAUCACUAGCAAUGAAACCUCCUUGCCCUUCCAAAGUUUUGGCAUUUCUACUAAAAGGGGACUCAGGCAAGUGCACUAGAGGAGCUGUGAUACACAAGACAUCAUUACAGUUGAAUCCUGCAGAGAAAAUGUGGUUCUUGGAUCUGCUGGUGUCUGACAGAUCCAAGCCAACCAGAAGAUAUUUCAGAAUUUCAGUCCACUCUGCUAUUAGCCUGACUUGCACUUCAUUUCAUUUCAGAGAGACAGAGAGCCUAUUGUUAUAUCCAGUGCUUUUUUUCUGGGCAACGCAGGGGUACGCAUACCCCUAAACAUUUCAUGAAUCUCUGACUUUGUCCAUUUACUGUAUUUAUUUUCUCCGAUUUGAACUACAAAAUGGUGGUUUUCAUGAGUCAAAAUGAGAGUACCCCUAAACACUUUUUUAGAAAAAAAAGCACUGGUUAUAUCAGCCAAUUUGUUCUCACAAACAACCACUCGCAUCAGCGGCCUACCCCUAUUAGCAUCGCAAUGAUUGGCGAGGGUGGGGACUUCCAUGAAACCACAGAUUUCUCAGUCUUGUUUCACAAUUCCCCUUCCCAUGCAGCUCAUGUUGUUGUUUUUUAAUCUGUAGUCUUAUGGGUCAGUGGAGAAAGGCACUGGGGACUCACUUUGGAAUUGACAGGGUGGAACUGUCAGGAUGCAGAUGCUUUCCUUCAUCAGCAGGAAGCCUGUUCCCCUUGCUCUCUCUGGUCCCACGGUCUUGGCACUUAAUAUGAAUGGACCUCCUGCCCCCUUCUGCUUCCUGAAUAAAUUAUCAGAGUGCCUGCUUUCUGUGCCGCAUUUGUGGUGACCAUGCUGUCUUGUCAUGGCAGGCGGUCUCUCUCUCUUUGCACUGGCCACCUUGGUUUUGGACUGCCUCUCCUUGGGGUACAGCUAUGAGCUGCAACACUGCGCCUCCAUGCUCAUCACCACCUUCCCUGUCGUGCAGGCUGUUUUUACCAUCAUCCAGGUGAGGUCAAAUGUGGUCAGAUAUUUGGUGGGGAUGCCACACCACAGGCAAGCUCAGCCUUAGAGGAGUUAGCUAUUCUCCUUCCUUUUCUGCCACACAUCUAGGAUCCCAGCCCCUUCGGCUUCUCUCCACUGUGUUCUUUCUCCUUGCAAAACCUUCACUACUGUUAAAGAGGCAGUGCAUAAGGCAAAAUUUCAGAGUACUGGAGGAACAGUUUGUGCCAGGCUUCCCGAACCUAGUGGGCUUUCAGCAACCAUAGUCAAGCUAAAGGUAAAGGAACCCCUGACCAUUAGGUCCAGUCAUGGCCGACUCUGGGGUUGUGGCGCUCAUCUCGCUUUAUUGGCCGAGGGAGCCGGCAAACAGCUUCCGGGUCAUGUGGCCAGCAUGACUAAGCCGCUUCUGGCGAACCAGAGCAGCACACGGAAAUGCCGUUUACCUUCCCGCCGGAGCGGUACCUAUUUAUCUACUUGCACUUUGACGUGCUUCCGAACUGCUAGGUGGGCAGGAGCAGGGACCGAGCAACAGGAGCUCACCCCGUCACGGGGAUUCGAACCGCCGACCUUCUGGUCAGCAAGUCCUAGGCUCUGUGGUUUAACCCACAUGGACUACAACUUCCAUCCUCCCUGGCCAUUGACCUUCCUGGUUGGGGCUAAUGGGAGUUGGGAGUCCAAUAAACACAGAGAGCACCAGGUUGGGGAAGACUGGUUUAUACUAUUAGUGGCAAAUGGUGAUGUGAUCUUCUGUCUCUUUCCCCUCCCUGGCACCUUCUUUCCCUUCUUUUCAGGUCUCAGUGCUGUUGUUUAAUGCUAAAGUUUGCAUCCAGGAACACCAGCAUCUAAACAGGUAGGUGUAGUCUCUUGAGCUAUGUAAAAUCAGCAACCCAAACAGCUACCAGGCAUACACACUGGUCCAAGGUUUGAACUUCAAAGGAGUACAGUCUUUUUUAACCUAUGGGAUUCUUUAUUAUUUCAUCCAUCUUUCUUCAAAGGUGGGAUAAAAAUGCAAUAAAUGAAAGCAUCCAAUCAUCACAAAGACUGCUGUUUGUACUGCAGAACUUUCCUCCUCUUCACCCCCACACUGUGCCCUUUCCUUAAAUGUGCUCCAGAGGGGUGAAGGAAAGUCCAGAACAUAUUUAAGGGGUGCACAGGCAGGGAAGGAAAGUCCUGUUGCACAAACAGUAAUCAUUGCACUGCUAGGGCACGCACUUAGCACUGCCCUGGAUGCAAUUAGAAUCACAGAGAAUCAGAGACAUAGAGUUGGAAGGGACCACGAGGGUCAUCUAGUCUAACCCCCUGCAAUGCCCGCAGCUGUCCCUGAGAGGGUUUGAACCGCCCGCCUUCCAAUUAACAAGCAGAUGUGCUGACCCAUUGCACCACAGGAGGGUUUGCAUUGGGUAGCUGUAAUAUGAAAAUUCUGCCUCUGGCAAGGAUGAGGACGCCUGGAAGAAUCUGAAUGUUGCAGAUGAGGCAACCGUGCAGGGAAAAGCGAGUCAGGUUUUUGGCAGCCUCGUAAGAAUGCCAGUGCAUGAAAUGGCUACAAAGAUGCUAAUCAUGGCUGGGAGGAAUGUUUGGAUUGGGGCCAGGGAGCCUCUAUCUACCUUUGAACCAAAUUGAGUAGGGAAGGGUGAGGUGCAGAGAUCUUUAAUUUAUCCCCUUCCUCCUUUCUCCCUGUGACUUCUAGGUUUGGGCUGAUGCACACUCUGGCCACCAAUGUGCUCCUGUGGAUGAAUGUGGUGCUGGAUGAGUCCAUGAAGCAGCUGGAAGAAUUUUAUGAUGCUCACAAGGGAGAGACUUCACAGGCCCCCCAUGGUACAAACCGUCCUUCUCAUCUGGGGAGGGAGCUCUCAAAGAGAGGUCUACAAAUGGCUUGGCUUGGCUUCCUAAGUGACAAACUUAGGAACUAAGUCUUUCAAAGUGACCAAAGGCAUGGUUCCAAUCCAAUGGUAGGGCUGCCAUAUUUCAAACAGGGAAAAUCCGGACAGCAAAGUUGUAAAGCUGCUGACAUAGGCUGCCAUACAUCUGGAUUUUCCCGGACAUUUGGCCUAUUUCCACCCAGACUCUGCUGAGGAAUGUGGUAUUCUGGAUAUGUCCAGGAAAUUCUGGACGUAUGGCAACCCUGUCCAAGGGACGUCUGUUUACUUGCUAUCUUACUAUACUUAUAUGGUAGCCCAGUAAUGUAUGUUCUCUGAGCAUUCACAUCCGUUCUCUGGCUUUUUGGUAUAAAGUUGUCAUGAUUGGAUGAAGAAAGCAGAAAAUAAUAAUAAUAAUAAUUUUAUUUAUACCCCGCCCUCCCCGGUCAGGACCGGGCUCAGGGCGGCUACCAUCAAAGUAUGUUACAUUAAAAACAUAAAUCAAACAAUCAAUUAAAAUACAUCUUAAAAUCAAAUUUGGAGCAGAAUAAAAUCAGAUGGCAACCCACAGAUUAUAAUUUUAGGGGAUGGGAACAUUGAGUGCUCACCAGGCCCAACUGUUUGUGCUGGUCUUAUAUGAGCCGGUGGACAAGAGCUGUGUGCGGUUUCUCAACUACACACAGGGCACAGCCACACCAAAAAGUGCUCUUAAUACCAUUUUAACAGUCAGGCUUCCCCCAAAGAAUCCUGGGAACUGUAGUACUGACCUCACCAAGCUACAAUUCCCAGCACCCUUAACAAACUACAGUUCCUAGGAUUCUCCAUGAGUGUUAAAGUGGUGUAAGAAUGCUUUAAAUAUUUGCUGUGGGUGUGACCUAAGUGGACAGAAUUGUCCUCUUUUCCAGUUCAAAGUUGCUGUUGUUCCUCUGCUAAACAUAUAUCCAUUUUCUAGCACAAGCGUCCUAUUCUUCCUACAGGUGGUUCCCACACCAACAGCUGCAUCUGUACCACCAGCCUUUGCCACAUCUUUUCAGAAGGCGCCGCCUACCUGCAUCCCUUCAAUAUUGAGUUCAGUCUCUUCUCUUCUACAAUGCUGUACAUCAUCUGGAAGAACACAGGGCGGCAAAGCCCCAGCCAAAAGCCCCAGCUCACUCACAAGGCACACUUCCAUCUCAGUGGGGCUUUUGUGGGGCUAGUGCUGGGGGCCUUGGCCAUUUCAGCAACAUUUGGGGUGAUGAUCUCCUUUGGAGUGCUUGCCAAGUCUCCCCACACCAUUCCUGAAGCCCUACGGACAUACUACAUCUUCAACUCUGUGCUCUUGUCAGCCAUGUUCCUGGCAACUUUGAUUGGCAUUGCCACCUAUAGAAUGAAGAAAAAAUCUGCGGCUCUCCCUUCUGACAAGAGCGUAGUAAGAAACUUAGAUGUCACCUUGCUUCUGGGCAGCUCCUGUGGUCCUCUCAUGGUAUCCAUCUUCUCUUUGGUUGCCAUCUUAUUUCUUCAUACCAAUGGUGGCCUCCACCUCCUAGACUUCUGCUUCUCCCUCUGCAAGACCAUCCAGAUAUUGGGACAGAAUCUCUUCAUUACUGAAGCUUUGUACUCAAGCCUCCCUCAAGAGCCAGAUGGCCAAGACAACAGCAAUUCUGCUGCUGCCAGCUGGAUCUUUUCCAUUUCCAGAGGUCCUGCAGAACAGGAUGGCAAUAGAGCUUACUCCAAAACCCAUACACUGACCAACAUCAUGGCCAGUUUGGAAAAUCAACUGCCCAUGCACUUGUCAGAUCAUGGUGAUGACCCAUCCCUCUUCCAGAUUUCACACAUUCAGAGAGAACCUAAAAAACAAAGUAUCAGAAGGAAGGUCCUACAAAACAUCUCAAUUCUCCUCAUCUUCUACAACAUAUCGGUAAGUUGGGUUUGGUUUAAGACAGAUCUAAAGGUGGCACCAAAAUUGCAGUGGGUGGGGGAUUUUGUGGAAAGGGCUUCUAGGGAGACCCUAUGCAACCAGGAACCAGGCUGCCCAUGGCAGAAUUGAGGCAGUAGUCUCUGUUGGCUUAGUUUUGAUAAUAUGAUCAAUCUAUGUCAGCAUGCCAAGUAAGUCUUAGCCCAGGCCUAGUGAAGACUUGUGGUUUGUGUUCACUAGGCCCAGGCCAAGCUAUAUACCAGAAAGUGCAACAGAUACCAGUCACGAAAUGGCUAUCUUGAGGUUGUGGUGCAACACAACAUGGCUGCCAUGGGGAAUGUGGCAUGACACAAAAUGGCUGCCACAUCUAAAACAGCAGAAAGAGGGACACAACUGCAAAAUGGUAAGGACAUGUCCACAACUACCAGCCACUUCAAGAAUGGGAAACAGGUUCUUACAGGAUUGGACACUGUCCUACACCCAGGUGUGGCUGGCAAAGUUGCUUUUUAUCAGGCAACAUUGUGCUCACUUACCAAGAGCAGUUGAUUUCUGAACAGAGAACUGCAAGGAGCAUUUUUCUAUGAGGUAGCUGAUGUAGCUGCCUUUUUAUCAUCCAUCCCAGGGCUCCCCCAGAGAGAAGCUCUUUGCACCUCUCCUGUGUUCAGAAUAGAUGAGAGGAUGGGUGUCCAAUUCAAGACCUUUUGUGGGCAUCACAGUAGGUACUGACGGGAACACUGGUGCCCACAAGCACCAUGUUGGUGAACCCUGUUAUACACCAACAUAGAAUGACACCAUUUCCUAAAAUGUUAAAAUAAUAAUUAUUAUUGAUUAAAACUAUCAUCAACACAUCAGUUACAGUACAUAAAGAAAUUACAAACAUGUCAUAAAUAUUUAAUGACAAGGUAUAAAAAGAUAUUAAAAGUUAAUUCACCCUUAAUUCAAUAUUGUAGUCUUUAAACAAGAAGCAGCAUUAGAAACCUACUUUACACCAUGAAAUUCCAAGAUAAAUACUGCAGAGCAAAAGAAAGUGAGUACCUGUUUCACUUUCGAAAAUGUUCCAAACAAUAUCCAGUCUUCUUUGAACUUAUUUGCCUUAGCUCUUCUAGGCUGAUAUGAAGACUUUUUACUCAUCAUUGCCAAAUUUCAGUUUGCUCUACCAAAUUCCUUAUUGAAGAACCCCCCCCCCCCAGUAUGUUACAUGCACUAAUCUUGCCAUAAUGUUGCUGAUUUUGUUAGAACUCCAAGCAUGCCAAAUCUGAAAUGGAAAACACAGGAGAUUGUCUAAUAAUAUUUGUAGUAACUACCGUAACUUUGCAAAAUCAGUUCUUGAAUGUGUUCCAAGUGAGAGAAUCUAUGUGACCCGUAGAGGGCAGUAGUGGAUUAGAACCAAGAUCAACAAACAGUCUUAUGGCACCUUCAAGAUGUGGACCAGAGACCAUUUCAUCAGAUGCAUCUAAUGAAGUGGACUCUUCUUCAUAAAGGUUCUGCCAUAAUAAAACUUGUUUGUCUUUAAGGUGCCACAAUACUAUUUGAUGGUUGGAGUAGCAGGAAGCUAACAUAGGUACUUAUAAAAUGGUUAUUUGGCUUGUAAUGUUAGUCACCUAACAAACUGCAUUUGGUACUUUGCAACACCAAGUCAAGCUUUGCUAUCACAAAUCCUUUUCUCCUGAUUCCAAAAAUGUUCAUAUUUGUUAGUUUCUCCUUUAUGCAAAUCCCCCACCCCUUUUUUGUUGCAAACAGUAUCAAGGAAACAGCACAACAGCGACAUAAAUGAGGAUUCCUAUGCAGCCUAUAGCUCCGAUGUAGGUACACUGGUACCUCUGGAUGCCAAUGGGAUCCGUUCCGGAGCCCCGUUCACAUCCAGAAGUGAACGCAACCCGCAUAUCUAAAAACAUAACGCAUCAUCAUUGUUUAAAAUGUCAUGCUUCCAGAAAUUUUCAAGGACCUGAGUUACGUAACUGAAGAAUUCUGGCACCGCAUGGAAAGCAUUUCUUCUUGCCAAAGAAAGUUGGGUGAAGUGGAACAACAUCCCCAUCUAUAGAAUGGCCGAUCUACAUGUUCAGGAGGCACACAAAUGCUACAACUUUCCUGGGACUGUACCAAUUCGGAAUCCAGGCAGUGGAACUGAACUUUAUCCCUGUCUUCAAAAUUUAAUUCCACUCCCCUCCUGCCACCACAAAAAAUCUGGCGCUUUAGAAAGAAAGGCUCUAACCAAGCUUUACUCCUGACCUGCUGCUUGUUUAUGUUCACACAAAGGGAAGGGGAGAUAUAGCUGUGUGACACACCUCUCACAUUCUGACCUACAACAGGUCAUGGAGCACUGCCCCAUGUUCUUUCUCUGAACAUGUAGAUUGGCUCAAAGAGCACCUUCUAAUCCGGCACAUGAAAACUUCUGAUUGUUGUUCAUGUGCUUGAGAAAGCAGAACAGGGGACAGUGGAAAAACAGGUGUAUAUCCUAGACAACGUAGCUUUUCCAUGUGCUCUAUAGGCACGUCAAAUGCUAAAUAAGUAUGGGAGACAUUUCAGGAAGGAUGGGGAAGUGGUGGUCCACCAGAUGCUGGAUGGGGCUGAUGGGAGUUGUAGUUCAACAAUAACAACAGAAUAUGGAGGGCCACACGCUCCCCAUCCCUCCCAUGAAAGGAUGCUGCUGCCCCAAAAUAAUGGCUACUUGUGCCAACAGUUUGAAGUCGGUUUUAUUCCUUUCCCUGUUUGCUUUGUUUGACUAGGUGUGGAUUCUAUAUGCCUAUGGGACCCGCCCGCACCUGGUGAGCCAGAUUGAGCAGUCUUUCUAUGGCUUCACACUCUGGGCCAUCGUGGUCAAGAUCUCCCUGCCACUGGGCAUCUUUUACCGCAUGCACUCCGUGGCUAGUCUCUUUGAAGUUUACUGCAAGACCUGCAAAACACCACCAACCUUAGGACCACCAAUGCACCCUGACAUCAUGAAGAGAGCAGCAUAA
Molecule: messenger RNA, 8016 nt
Organism: Podarcis lilfordi (Lilford's wall lizard)
Lineage: Eukaryota; Metazoa; Chordata; Lepidosauria; Squamata; Lacertidae
Source: the annotation of a GenBank genome assembly